Molecule: messenger RNA, 457 nt
Organism: Durusdinium trenchii
Lineage: Eukaryota; Dinophyceae; Suessiales; Symbiodiniaceae
Source: the annotation of a GenBank genome assembly
GCUCAGCCCAUUCUACCGAUGCAUCGACCGCUCGAUGUGGGAAGCCGCGCUGCUGUUGCACAAGCAUGGCUGGCCUAUGUCCGAGGCGGAGAUCCCCUUGCUCUUCGACUUCGCGGCCGCGCGGGGUCUGGGGAAGGAGUGGAACUUUGUCGCCGAGUUCUUCUUAGCACCGGAAGGCGUGGACAACGCAUCCUUGGAGGAGGUGACUUGGCCAGAGAUCUUCAAAGAUACCAACACCGUGCUGGUCACCCACCCGAUGUGCGGCCGACAUGGACAUCUGCCAGAGGAGGCGGAUGACCCUCAACUGCGACAUGAGCUGAUGGGUCGAAUCCCAGAGAAUCCUCAUCGAUUGGAAGCGCCCAGGGCAUGUUUCUUCGUUUCGGCCGACGCCUGCUGAACGCUUUGGCCGACGUCUGUCCGCGAGUGUGCGGGAGUGCUUUUUGGUGCAUGGUUAUUG